Heterostelium album PN500 is the source of this 4539-nucleotide messenger RNA. RefSeq names its product replication factor C subunit (gene rfc1). Gene Ontology annotation, molecular function: DNA clamp loader activity; ATP hydrolysis activity; ATP binding. NCBI's taxonomy places the organism in Eukaryota, Evosea, Eumycetozoa, Acytosteliales, Acytosteliaceae. The record is from RefSeq and is a predicted model, not a curated record. Gene Ontology annotation, biological process: DNA replication. Gene Ontology annotation, cellular component: nucleus; DNA replication factor C complex. The coding region runs from base 1 to 4539 and encodes 1512 amino acids. The transcript is spliced from 7 exons.
AUGUCAAGUAAAAAGAAGAAGGAUAGUGGAAGUGCAAAUGGUGGAAAUAAAGAUAAAAAUGCUGUAGAUAUUAGGUCGUUCUUUGCAAAGGUUACUCCUACAAAUGAUGAUGACGAUUUUAAAGAUCCAAUACCCAGUAACAGCAGUUUAAAGAAGUCAACUAAUAGCAAUGUAUUAAAAGAGAAAUCAACAACUACAGAUUCACCAUCAAAGAGUCCAAGUAAAGAUAGAUCAACAUCAUCAUCAUCAUCUAAGUCACCAUCUAAAUCAUCAUCAUCCAACAGAGAUCAUCACCAUAGAGAUAAAGAAAGUAGUAAGAGUAAGAGAAAUAGUAACUCAUCAUCAUCAAGCUCUUCUUCAUCAUCGAUUUUGACAAAGAGAAAGUAUAUAGCGGAUGAUCCUGAUAGUGAUAAAGAGAAUAUAGAGGAAUUCGAUGACAAUAACAUCGUAUCUAGUAGUAAUAGUAGUGGUAGCAGUAGUGGUAAAAGUCAUAAACAAGAAAUAAAGAAAGCUAAAUCAACAUCUUCAUCAUCAUCUUCAAAGAGAUUAAGUAAUAAUAAUAAUAAUAAUAAUAAUGAUAGUAAUUCAAAGUCACCUUCAAAAGACAAGGAAUCAUCAUCAACAUCAACAUCGUCAGUGUCAUCGGUUAAGUCUGAGAGAGAUUCUAUAUUCGAUGAUGAUGAUGAUGAUGAUUUCAUACCACAAAAGAGAAAACCAAUUACAUCCAACAUUUUCGACGAAGACGAUAUAUUCAUGGAUGAAUCUGAAGAUAAUAACACUAAAUUAAACAAAGAGAAAGAAAAAGAGAGAGAGAAAGAGAAAGAGAAAGAGAAGGAAAAGCAAAGAGAGAAAGAAAAAGAGAAAGAGAAAGAAAGAGUAAAGCAGUCAACACCAACAAAAAGUGAGAAACCAACACUUCCAUUUGAAAGUAUUACUGCUGCUGUUGAUGAAUCUAGAAGUAGUAGAAAUAGUAAUAGCAGUAAUAGUAAUAGUAAUGGUAGACAUUCAACAAAGACAUCAUCCAAGUUCAAUCCUGAUCUCUUCUUGUCUGGUGAUGAUAACGAGGAAGUGGGUACAGAGACAGAUAUGAAGAGACCACUACCACCAACAACACCAACGACAUCAUCACCCAAACCAAAUAAGAAUUACAACUCUAACUAUAACUCACCUGCCAAGAGUCCAAUUAAGAAAGAGUUGGAACAACUACGAUCACCUUCACAAGAGGAUAAAGGUGUCUAUCAUCUCUUUAGUAGAUUCGAACCGUUAGACACAAAGAAAUCAUCCUCACCUUCUUCUUCUUCUUCUUCCUCUAAAGAUCAAAAGAAAAAGACAACAACAACAACUAGUAGAUCAUCCACUUCUUCAUCUUCUUCGCCAUCAAGCAGGAAACCAACUUUAAUCUUUAACGAAGAAAAGAAGGUGAAACAAGGAGUAGUGGAAGAAGACAGUCAAUCUACAAGUGAAGAGGAUAAUGUAGCUCUUAAGAAACCUAAGAGUAAUCUAGUGAGGAAUAGCUCUAAUUUGAUGGAGGAUGAUGAUGAUGAACUGACGGAGGAAGAGGAAGUUACUAAGCCUGCUAAGAAGACUGCUGCCGCUGCUACAAAGUCGCCGUCUUCAAAGAAAGCUCCUGCCAAGUCAACAAGCAAAGCCGGUGCGAGAUCAAAGAAAUCCGAUAUCAAAGCGGAUGGUCCUGCCAAGAAGAAGGUGGAAGCCAAGGGUAACACCGUCGACGACAAUAAGACACCGGAGCAACUUGCAGACGAAGCACAAAAGAAAGCGAGAAAACGUCAGUUCCUGAUGAAUAUGAAAUGUGGUGGACAGUCAGCACCACCACCUCUCAAUCGUGGAUGCAAACCUAUUCCCGUCGGAACACCGUCUUGUUUGAAGCGAAAGAACUACCUGAUCAGUGGUGCUCUAGAGAGUUUCGAGCGUGAUGAGCUGAAAGAUAUCAUCGAGCGACAUGGAGGUGUCGUCGUAACAACCGUCACCAAGAAACUAAACUUCUUUGUCGAGGGUUUCGAAGCUGGUGUUUCCAAACUUGAGAAAGUCAAGAAAUAUGGUAUUCCAAUCAUCACAGAGGAUGACGUUCUCGAUCGAAUCAAUAAGAGUAUGGAGAAGUAUGAAAAGACUCAUCCAACUGCUGUCGUUGCUGCAAAGGAGGAAGAGGAAGCGGAAGAAGAGAAUAUCGAUAACAAGGAGGAAAGUGCACAUGAGGAAGAGGAGAAGGAAGAGGAGGAAUCAGAACCACAACUACCAGAUACAUCUGUUAAGCAAGAAGUAAAGGAUGUGAUAAUGGAUGAUACGGCUGAAGAUGAGCAGAUUGAAACAUCCGAACCUGAAAUGGAAGUGGCCAAAGUAAAGACAGUUCAAUCUCCAAAGAUUAAAGUGAAAGAAGAGAAAGCAGAGGAAGAUUCUCUACCAAAACCACUACCAACAGGUAAAUCACCAAAGAAGGAGACAGAAGAUGUUGAAAUGAAAGAUCAAACAGCUGUUCAAACAUCACCAAUUUUCAAGGUGAAAGAUGAGCCGAGUGACUCUCAACCAUCGUCUCAGCCAUCCUCUCAACCAUCUUCACAGUCAUCACAAACAACUGUUUUGUCAUCUCAGGAUUUGAAGUCGAAGCUCAAGUUGACACUUCUCAAACCGAUGCCAAACAAUAACAAUUCGUUUAAACCUGCAUCGAGCAUGUUAAAACCAUUGCCACUCAAGAUGGCAACACCUCCCAACUUUAGUAGACCGAUCAACACUGCUGCCGCUCAAAACCUUGCCUACCAACAGGUGAAGGAUGAGAUGGAGAAUGUCGAUGUUUCGUCGUCAAUCAAGAAGAUCCCGGUUGGAAACGAUAAACUCUGGGUUGAUAAGUACAAACCAGUCGUGUCCAACGAUUUGAUUGGUAACAAGUCGGUGAUCCACGGUUUUGCUGACUGGCUGGGUAAGUGGAAGAAACAUCUGGCACUUCCAUUACUACCGCCAUUGACACCAAAGGUCGAAGAAGACGAUGACGAUAACAAGAAGCAAAAGAAGAAGUCGGCCAAACAGACAAAGGAAGAGAAGGAAGAGUUGAGUCGAUUGCCAAAGAUUAAAUUCCUACGAGCUGCACUACUGUCAGGACCACCUGGAAUCGGUAAGACAUCGGCAGCCGUAAUGAUCUGUAAGGAAAUGGGAUUCGAACCCGUUGAAUACAAUGCCAGUGACACAAGAAGUAAAUCUCAGAUCGAGAAACUACUCUCUGGUGUCUCUGAUAAUCAUUUCAUAACUGAAUUUGUUCAAAAUAAAAAAGUACAACCAAAGAAGGUUGCAAUUAUUAUGGAUGAAAUCGAUGGAUCCUCUGGUAACGCCGACAGAGGUGGAGUAUCAGUGGUCUUGCAAAUGAUAAAAUCCACUAGAAUUCCAAUUAUUUGCAUAUGUAAUGAUUAUUAUGAUAAGAAACUAUCCACCCUAAAGAAUUAUUGUUUGGAUCUUAAAUUUAAAAAGCCAACUCCAGCUGAGGUGAGCGAUAGAUUACUUCAGAUUGCCAAGCACGAGAAUAUGGUAAUGAAUAGAUAUAUGGUGGAACAAGUAUUCCAAGGUAGUAAUUGUGAUAUUAGACAAGCAAUUACCUCGAUGCAAAUGUUGAGUAGAGCCAAAGUAAAAGCCACUCAUAAUAAUAUUCAACAAACAAUUUCUAAAUCAUUAAAAGAUAUUGAUUUGGGACCUUUUACAUCUGCUCAGAAGUUACUACAAUGCGAUAGCAGUCAAUCCAUUGAUACCAAACUUGAUUACUAUUUUUCGGACUUCUCAUUGGUACCACUUUUAGUUCAAGAAAACUAUUUGUUCAAUGAUCCAACAAGAAGUAAUCCACAUCUUAAGAAAUUCUCUGAAUUGGAGUUAUUCUCGAUGGCUGCAGACUCUAUCAGUGAAGGUGAUAUUCUCAACAAGAAUAUGUUUGAACAUUUCAACCUUUUACCUGCCUAUGGUAUUGUAUCAACUGUCAUUCCAGCAACUUUAAUAUCUGGUAAAUCAAGAAUGUUCCCAACAUUCCCAUCAUUCUUUGGUAAAUAUUCAAAUGCCAAUAAGCAACAGAGAUUCGUUAAGGAAUUGCAGCUGCAUACAAGAGCAUCCGAUGCAACUUUACAAGCCAAUCUUAAGGAAACUAGAAUGUAUUACGCACCGAUGUUCAAACACUAUUUGAUUCAACCACUGGCCAAGAAAGGCAAGGAUGCCAUCGAUUAUGUUUUCGAUUUCAUGGAUGCCUAUGGUAUGACUUUGGAGGAUCGUAACAACAUCUUUGAACUAACGACCUGGGGUAAGGAAGACGAUCCAACCAAGGUCAUCGAAACUGCGGUCAAAGGUCAGUUCACCAAGAAGUGGAAUAAGAGUGUUCAUGCAACCUAUGACUUUACUGCACUCGUAAAGAAGGGAGCCAAAGCCAAAGUAUUGAAAGCUGACGGUGAAGAGGAUUCAACCGAUUCCGAAGACGAAGAAGAAGCGGAAGAAGUUGAUCUUUUCAAAACAAGUACAAUAACAACCAAAAAGGCAACAACAACAACAAAGAAAUAA